Myotis lucifugus (little brown bat) is the source of this 369-nucleotide messenger RNA. Its product is annotated as E3 ubiquitin ligase Rnf157-like. Lineage: Eukaryota; Metazoa; Chordata; Mammalia; Chiroptera; Vespertilionidae. Bases 118 to 360 code for a protein of 80 amino acids. Gene Ontology annotation, cellular component: cytoplasm. Gene Ontology annotation, molecular function: ubiquitin protein ligase activity. Gene Ontology annotation, biological process: protein ubiquitination. The record is from RefSeq and is a predicted model, not a curated record. The transcript is spliced from 3 exons.
UCUUCACAUUGACCUGGCUCUUCAUGGGAUGACAGUGUUUAGAGCUGAAAGGGACCUUUGAGAGAACGUGGCCAAGACCCACUCAUUUCACCAGCAAGAAAACGGAGGCCCAGAGAAAUGAAUUGGUUUGGCCAGGAUGACCCAAGAGGAAGCUACUUUGCCAGCCACUUCAUCAUGGGAGGAGAGAAGUUCGACUCGGCCCACCCCGAAGGCUACCUGUUUGGAGAGAACAGCGACCUGAACUUCCUGGGGAACAGGCCCGUGGCGUUUCCUUACGCCGCCCCGCCGCCCCAGGAGCCAGUGAAGACGCUGAGAAGCCUGGUCAACAUCCGCAAGGACACACUGCGGCUGGUCAAGUAAGUCCGCAGG